This is a messenger RNA of Calidris pugnax (ruff), 1703 nucleotides long. It is a transcript of the gene APH1A, whose product is annotated as aph-1 homolog A, gamma secretase subunit. Gene Ontology annotation, biological process: positive regulation of catalytic activity; Notch receptor processing; protein processing. Gene Ontology annotation, molecular function: protein-macromolecule adaptor activity. Gene Ontology annotation, cellular component: gamma-secretase complex; membrane; endoplasmic reticulum. The transcript is spliced from 7 exons. Lineage: Eukaryota; Metazoa; Chordata; Aves; Charadriiformes; Scolopacidae. The coding region runs from base 80 to 850 and encodes 256 amino acids. The record is from RefSeq and is a predicted model, not a curated record.
GGGGGGGGAAGGGAGAGCGGGGCCGGGCCGGGCCGAGCCGCCGGGUCCCGUCCCCGUCCCGCGUCCCCGUCCCGCCGCCAUGACGCUCGCCGUCUUCUUCGGGUGCACCUUCAUCGCCUUCGGGCCGGCACUCGGCCUCUUCCUGUUCACCAUCGCCCGCGACCCGCUGCGCAUCAUCAUCCUCAUCGCCGGGGCUUUCUUCUGGCUGGUGUCGCUGCUGCUCUCCUCCCUCAUCUGGUUUAUCGCGGUUAAGGCCAGCGAUCCCCGGGAUGAGGCGUUGCAGAAGGGGCUCUUGAUAUUUGGGGUGAUGUUCUCUGUGCUGCUGCAGGAGGCCUUCCGAUUCCUCUACUACAAGCUCCUCAGGAAGGCCAUCGAAGGGCUGGUGGCCCUCAGCGAGGACGGCUGCUCCCCCAUUUCCAUCCAGCAAAUGGCGUAUGUGGCUGGUGUGGGCUUCGGGCUCAUGAGCGGCGCUUUCUCCAUGAUCAAUCUUCUGGCAGACUCGUUAGGGCCCGGCACUGUGGGCAUCCAUGGGGAUUCACAGCUCUACUUCCUGACCUCAGCUUUUAUGACCAUGGUGCUGAUUUUCCUUCACACCUUCUGGGGGAUCCUCUUCUUCCACGGCUGCGAGCACCGGCGCUGGUGGGAGAUCGCGGCGGUGGUGGUCAUGCACCUCGCCGUUUCGGGGUCGACGUUUUGGAACCCCCUGUACGUGGGCAGCCUGGUGCCCUCCUACCUGCUGAUGGCUGCUGCCGCCACCUGGGCUUACCUGCUCUCGGGGGGAUCUGCUCAGAACCUGCGGCGCUUCCUGCUCUGUCUACGGAGCGGAGCCAGCCCCCAGCCAGGAUCCUGAGUCCCCAAGGGAUGUUCCUGUCCCCGGCCACCCCUACCCUCCCCUCCAUCCUGACGGCAAGAGCAGCCGUCACCUUCUCUGCAAUAUCUUCUCUCCUGGACUGGGGGACCCCGGCCAGUGGCAGCUGGCUGACUGGUGUGGCUGGGGCUGGCUUGAUCUGACACCUUUUUAGGAGCCCCUGGAGAACAGCUUUGGGGGACCCAGUUUUGCUGACCCCACUGUGAGUGGGGCCCCAGCCUGGGAAGGAUGCUACCUUGGACUGCUGGAGACCUGAGCCCAAAGAAACCCUUUGCUUCUCCCCCCGCCGCAAAAGAUGCGCUGUCCCUUGUGCCGGUGCCAGGGGGGUGUGCAUCAUCUCCUCAACGAAGGGUGGAGGAAGCAGCUUUGCAAAGAACUGACCGCUGUGGCGCUACUUUUUCUGCCAUUUGCCCAGCCUCGCUGCCCUGGGAGCUGCAGCCCCGGAGCUGGACUGCGGUAGCCACAGUGAGCCAGAAUCCUGGCGCAGGGAGGAUGGUACUGGGGUGACCCGAGGGGCCUGAGAGCACCCUGGACAGGAGGAGGGUGGGUAAAAGAUGGUACCCAAAGAGCCCAGCGGACAUGGAGGGUGGUGGAAGCCUCAGGAGGAGAUGCAACCCCGCAGCUGGUACCGGCACAUCUCAGGGAGGGGGUUCAAGGGGCCAUUCCAGUGGACCAUUGACCUCUUCUGCACUUGGAUGGGGAUUUUCAGGCGGGCACCAGCCCUGAUGCUGCGCCACAGGGCUGGGAGGGAGAAACUGCCAUCGGGCUCAGGGCUGAGAAGGCAGUUUUAUCCAUAAUGGGCUUUUAUACCAAUAAAAAGAAGUACCACAGACGA